Messenger RNA from Exophiala oligosperma, 1516 nucleotides. RefSeq lists its product as uncharacterized. The record is from RefSeq and is a predicted model, not a curated record. Bases 31 to 822 code for a protein of 263 amino acids. The transcript has a single exon. NCBI's taxonomy places the organism in Eukaryota, Fungi, Ascomycota, Eurotiomycetes, Chaetothyriales, Herpotrichiellaceae.
GUUUCUUCCACAUUGUCGCAUAUUUUCACCAUGGUUUCUUCCUCGGCACGAGCAUUGUUCUUCAUGCGGCAAUGCCGCAGGAGCCUACCACAGGCAAAUCGUCGUCAGGCUCACGGUGCCUCGACUCGGAGUCCUCGUCGUCAAUCGUCUCAAUUCGCACCUUCGAAUUUCACCAACGCUCCCUCGAACCCCAAACCAUUCGAAGUCGAGUCCUCUUUCUCUUCUUCUCCGUCGUCCCCGACGACCACGUCCACAACGACGCUCGCCACUCCUCGCCCGACCUACGCGCACCCGCGUGCCCGGCGCUUCACCGCCACCGAGACCUCGACGAAACUGACGGCGUGGACGUGGUUCAAGACGCUCUUCGGCUGGCGCCCCGGGCCCAGCAACUACAAGCCCGCCCCGUUCCACAUCACCAACAACCCUUACCGGGCUCGCAAGCGGUGGCCCCCCGACUUCAACGACCUCGACCCCAAGCAGCAGUUCCACUUUGAGAAGACGUACCGGCGGCGGGCGGCUCUCAAGUGGGCUCGACCGACGUGGACCAAGAGCAUCAAGAUCCUCCAGCAGACCCUCAUCAUCUUCACCGUCAUCUACUUUGUCUUCAUCCUGGAGCCGACCCACGGCCACGGCACCCCGUUUGACGGCUUCCGCGUCUGGUUCUUUGGCAAGAUUUCCAACCUCGGCCAGCUCCCCGAGUCCACGAGGGUCGAGGUGGGAAAGUUGAAAGAGGAGGCCGAGAAGAAACUCAAUGAACGGGCAGCAUCAAAGACCGUCGCGGACACGGAUGCGACUAACAAUUCUCCCACGAGUGCGAGCUGAUCAAUGACAAAACGUCUACGGACCUUUCUCACGACGAGGCACACCAUGACUCAUGGAGGCCCGGUUGAAGAAUGACUCUAUUUUUGUUACAGCAACACCUAGUGCGGUGACUUGACCACUCACCAUCUUGACAAGGAGACUAGAGAUUCGCAUCUAGAGACCUCAUUAUCGCUUGCACCUGAAGGAGCCCGAGAGGAACAAAGAAGGCCUGCAGGAAUGCCCUCAUGGAGGAGGACGUGAGAGGCAACUUUCUAUUGACGACGACGACAACUGACAACCAAUUGAAUAGGAGUCAAAGUUUGUAACAAAGCCACUUUGAAAGAGGGCCAUGUUCGAUUGCUCUUUUUCAACCAACAGGCUGUGGUGAAAGUAUGCAAUCCAACGUUUCCACCUACCAGAUGUACGCUCUAUGACGAGGUCUCAAUGUUGUAUAUAUGUAUACAUACCAACCAUUAUGCAAACUGGAGAAUACAACCUGGGGACAGGAUCCACGUGCCGUAAUGAUACUUGUUUUUCAAUGCAGCUCUAGAGUCCUUGGGAUAUGAAUACUGUGUGUGUACAUACCUACCUAGGUAUGAAUGAAUUCUGGUUUCUCAACCUCAUGAGGCUCUUAGCUUGGAAUAUGGAAUGCCAAAAAUAAUUCUGUCUUCAUGAUACUCUCCAUCUUUGGAACUUGCAUACCGAAAAGGUGUAG